Messenger RNA from Zonotrichia leucophrys gambelii, 894 nucleotides. Its product is annotated as zinc finger protein 324B-like. Gene Ontology annotation, cellular component: nucleus. The transcript has 2 exons. Gene Ontology annotation, molecular function: DNA-binding transcription factor activity, RNA polymerase II-specific; RNA polymerase II transcription regulatory region sequence-specific DNA binding. The coding region runs from base 1 to 894 and encodes 297 amino acids. The record is from RefSeq and is a predicted model, not a curated record. Lineage: Eukaryota; Metazoa; Chordata; Aves; Passeriformes; Passerellidae. Gene Ontology annotation, biological process: embryo development; regulation of transcription by RNA polymerase II; urogenital system development.
AUGGGACCCCCGACCCUCUCGCGGAGCCCGCCGGGUCCCAGCCCCCCCGCGGAACCUUCCGAAAAAUCCGCGGUUUCUCUAUGCGUCCCUUCCCCGCCGGCCGCCAGCCCAGCGCGGCAGGCAGAGCGGCACGCGCAGUUCUUCUGCUGGGGACAGGCAGAGGGGGCGUGGAGUGCGGCCAGAUUGUCAGACCCCGCCGGGACCGGCGGGGACUCGCCGCCGCCGUAUGGGUUUGAAGAUGGCGCCAAACCGCAUGAGAAGGAGCUGAGGAUGGAGACCAGGGAGGACAAAUCUCCACGGCAGAACCUGGAGGAAGAGGCCGUUUUGAGCAGCUCCAUGACACAGGAAUUAAAUGGGAAGGAUAAUCCCCGGAGAUUCCACAGGAGGAUGGGCUCCAAACCCAGCCCAGGGUGUGCUGAGGAGGAACGACCCACCCUGAGUCAGGAAGGUGAACAGAGCUUCAGCCAGAGGACAGAGCUGGUGGUUCGUGAGGAGCUUCAUGAUGGUGAGAAGCCCCACAAGUGCUUCGAGUAUGGGAAUAGCUUCAGGCAGAGCAGCACCUUAAUCAGCCACCAGGUGAUCCACACUGGGGAAUGGCCUUAUGAAUGUCGAGAAUGUGGGAAGGGCUUCAGUUAUAGGUCCACCCUUGUGACCCACCAACGCAUCCACACCGGGGAGAGGCCCUACGAGUGUCCCGAGUGCCAGAAGAGCUUUCGGACAAGCUCUGAUCUCCUCAGGCACCAGCUCGUUCACACUGGGGAGAGGCCUUUCUGCUGCCCUGAGUGUGGGAAGGGCUUCAAGCGCAACUCCCACCUCAUCAUCCACCAGCGCAUCCACACUGGGGAGAGGCCCUACGAGUGCCCCACCUGUGGGAAGAGGUUUCAGACCAGCUGA